ACUUCGGUUUCUGUGCGGGUUCCUGCAGUCGGCCCCCUCCAGCACUCUCCUUUCUUGAGGUAAUUGGCCGUAAAAGUCUGGAAUUUGAUUCCUUGACAGGGGGGAGAGGAUUCGGGUGGGAAAGGCUUGAGGAGGAGGAAAGCUGGCAACGGCGCGCAGUGGGAUCAGAGCGGAUGCUCGGGGCCGGUCGCGGUGCCACCCUCGCUGGCGGUGUGCAGCGGGGCGAGCGGCCCCCACUCCGUCCUCAGUUUCCUGGUCUGUAAAAUGGGGGCGCCAGCAAUGCCAGCUGGCGCUGCGGGACUGACGACGUAGGCAGGGGGCUCGGAGUCGCUGCCGCUGCUGGAGUCCUGUUCUCUGGACUCUGAGCCAGCGAGAGCUGGGGCCUGGACCAGCAUGGCCCAGCCCUUCUCUCUGGUUCUCUGGACUCCUGGGUCCUGUCUUCCGUCUCUGAGGGCACACGGGGUCAUUGUCGGGUGGUGUAAGGAUUUCGGAGCUGCUGACUCUCAGGGCUGGAAAGCAGAAGGGGCUUCCUCCUGGCUCCCCUUUUCUUCUCGCAGAUCUGCCUUCUGGAGACUGCACCCAUCCUCGGGGGAGGAGCCCAGAGGAGGACAUGGCUGCGGAGCAAAGGGAAGCAGGGUCUCAGGUGUCACUGAUGUUCGAGGAUGUGGCUGUGCUCUUCAGUCGGGAUGAGUGGAGAAAGCUGGAUCCUUCUCAGAGAAACUUGUACCGAGAGGUGAUGCUGGAGAACUAUAGUCACCUGGUCUCUCUGGGACUCCCAUUUACCAAACCAAAAGUGAUCUCCCUGUUGCAGCAAGGAGAAGAUCCGUGGAAGGUAGAGAGAGAGAGUCCUGGCAGACCCUCUCUAGGAUGGAAUACAAAGUCAACUCAAACACAAGACUCUUUAUUUCAGGGCCUGAUAAUGAAAAGAUCCAAAAAUGGGCCCUGGGACUUGAAAUCAGAAAAGCCUUGUACACAUGAAGGCAGAUUAGAGAAAAAGCAAGAUAAAAAGGAAAGUUUUCAUAUGGUUUCAGUUACCCACAAAAAAAUCCCGACUGUAGAAAGAAGCCAUAAAAAUAUUGAUUUUAUUCAAAACAUCAGCCCCAGAUCAAUUCUUGUGAUGCAACAGACAGUUCCCAGAGAAAAAACACCAAAAUGUGACCUACAAGGAAACAGCUACAAACAGAAUUCAAAUUUAUUUAAUCAACCAAAAAUCACAGCAGAGAAACGCUAUAAAUGUAGUAUGUGUGAAAAAACCUUCAUUAACACUUCAUCCCUUCGUAAACAUGAGAAAAACCACAGUGGAGAAAAAUUAUUUAAAUGUAAAGAAUGUUCGAAAGCCUUUAGCCAAAGUUCAGCUCUUAUUCAACAUCAAAUAACUCAUACUGGAGAGAAACCAUACAUAUGUAAAGAAUGUGGGAAAGCCUUCACUCUCAGUACAUCCCUUUAUAAACAUCUAAGAACCCAUACUGUAGAGAAAUCCUAUAGGUGUAAAGAAUGUGGUAAAUCCUUCAGCCGAAGGUCAGGCCUUUUUAUACAUCAAAAAAUUCAUGCUGAACAAAACCCUUGUAAAUAUAAUCCAGGUAGGAAGCCAUCUAGUUGUAGCACAUCCCUUCCUGGAUGUCAAAGAAUUCAUUCCAGAAAGAAGUCCUACUUAUGUAACGAAUGUGGCAACACCUUUAAGUCUAGCUCAUCCCUUCGUUAUCAUCAGCGAAUUCACACUGGAGAGAAACCUUUUAAAUGUAGUGAAUGUGGGAGAGCCUUCAGUCAGAGUGCAUCUCUUAUUCAACAUGAAAGAAUUCACACUGGAGAAAAGCCCUACAGAUGUAACGAAUGUGGAAAAGGCUUCACCUCUAUUUCACGACUUAAUAGACACCGAAUAAUUCAUACUGGUGAGAAGUUUUAUAAUUGUAAUGAAUGUGGCAAAGCCUUAAGUUCCCACUCAACACUUAUUAUACAUGAGAGAAUUCACACUGGAGAGAAACCAUGUAAAUGCAAAGUGUGUGGGAAAGCCUUCAGACAGAGUUCAGCUCUCAUUCAACAUCAGAGAAUGCAUACUGGAGAAAGACCCUAUAAAUGUAGUGAGUGUGGGAAGACAUUCAGGUGUAAUUCAUCCCUUAGUAAUCAUCAGAGAAUUCAUACUGGAGAGAAACCAUAUCGAUGUGAGGAAUGUGGGAUAUCUUUUGGCCAAAGUUCGGCUCUUAUUCAACAUCGAAGGAUUCAUACUGGAGAGAAACCCUUUAAGUGUAACACAUGUGGGAAAACUUUCAGACAAAGCUCAUCACGUAUUGCACAUCAGAGAAUUCAUACUGGAGAGAAACCCUAUGAAUGUAAUACAUGUGGGAAACUUUUCAACCACAGGUCAUCCCUUACUAAUCAUUAUAAAAUUCAUAUUGAAGAGGACUCCUAGAAAGUAGAUUUGCAUGUGUGAAAGCCUUAAACCAAAGUUCAUCAGAAAAUAUAUACUUCAGAGUUAUGUAUAAAUGUAAUGGAUAUGAAAAACUCUUAUGUUUACUUACUCAUUAGAUAUUAAAUUCUGUGGAUAAACCUUGACUAU
Molecule: messenger RNA, 2554 nt
Organism: Propithecus coquereli (Coquerel's sifaka)
Lineage: Eukaryota; Metazoa; Chordata; Mammalia; Primates; Indriidae
Product: zinc finger protein 354A
Exons: 4
Coding region: 611-2407 (598 amino acids)
Biological process (GO): regulation of immune system process; negative regulation of transcription by RNA polymerase II; regulation of cytokine production
Source: RefSeq, a predicted model, not a curated record